AUGGAUCAAGUUUGGGAAACUAUAGUAAAAGCAACUUCUGACCGACUCCUGGAGCUGACUGCCUCGGCUAAAGAAAUAAGUGUACUCAAUGUACUAGAUGCAGAGGUAGUCGCGUCUAAAUUAGAAAGCGUAUUACUGAAACUAACCAAGGAUUUAAACAAUUACUUCAAAUACGUCAAUAACCCAUCGGCAGAUGAUAUUUCAAAUAUUUCCACGUAUCAAUUGGAAGCGGAGGAGGUCCUGAGUGAGCUCAAGGUUAAAAUCGAACAUUCCAAGGUCAAGGACACUUCAUCCACUAAAUGUAAAACUGGAAAACUUCCAGUAUUGAGUUUACCCACAUAUGAUGGCGACAUACUUAACUGGCACUCCUUUUGGGACCAGUUCAAGUCUCAAAUCGACCAGCGAGAAUUAUCAAAGGUUGACAAAUUUCUUUAUUUGUCUGCGGCUUUAACCGGUGAGGCUAAAAACUUAGUCAAAGGCUUACAAGCUACAAACGCGAAUUAUGACAUAGCGGUUGCCACACUCAAGGAACGCUACGGUAAAGAGAGCUAUAUUAAAGAUGCUCAUUAUGCAGCACUGAACAAGAUAGUACCUGCUACUGAUGUUAUAUCAGAUUCUCGUAGGGUAUAUAAUGAAGUUGAACGUCAUCUUCGAGUAUUAAAUGCCUUAGGAGAAGAUAUUUCUCACAGUUUCUUUAGGACAGUAAUAUUCGAGAAAUUUCCAGAAACUAUAGUCUACGAAUUGAAAAGAGUUAUCAAAGACGACUCUACAGAAGAGAUAAGGAUGCAGCUUUCAAAACUGCUAGCAGACAAGGAAGAAGUCUUUAAAGCUAAACAAACUCCAACUGAUGUAGAAGGUUGUACCACAGGGACCUUACAAGCAGUAGAAAAUAUUCCCAAAAAUAAUAAAAAACCAUUUUAUAAUACCUUUAGUGAAGGCCAAAGGAAGAAAUCUCAUCGUGACUUCGGAAGAAAGCGACCAUUUAAGGGAGACAACUUUCAACCAGAAUAUGGAAAGAAACCUCGAAUGGAAUGUCGAUUCUGCAAUAACCCUUCUCAUUACAGUGACGAAUGCACUAAGUAUGCAACGCUGAAAGAGCGAAAGCAGAGACUAGGCAAAAGGUGCUUCUUAUGCCUGAAAGAAGGACACUUUAUACACAAUUGCAGAAUGAGAUUUAGAUGUCAUCACUGUAAAGGAAAACAUCAUCGAGCGCUUUGCCCAAAACAGUUGAAGUCUGCUAUACCUAAGGCGGUAGCUGCAGACGGCAACUGCAGUAAUAAGGAAUAA
Molecule: messenger RNA, 1287 nt
Organism: Cydia fagiglandana
Lineage: Eukaryota; Metazoa; Arthropoda; Insecta; Lepidoptera; Tortricidae
Exons: 1
Coding region: 1-1287 (428 amino acids)
Molecular function (GO): nucleic acid binding; zinc ion binding
Source: RefSeq, a predicted model, not a curated record